AUGUCAACUAAGAAGGGUACAUCUCAGCCACGACCUUUGUUUCUGUACGGAACUCUUUGUGUGAUGCCACUGUUGGCAAGGGCCCUCACAGGCGACUCCAGGAAAACGAGAGAGGUCGAAACUCUCGUUCAAGCCGCUUAUGUGAAGGGAUAUUCCAGAUUUUCCUUGUAUGGCAAAGACUACCCCGCCGUAAUCAAACACGCCGACACCUCCGUUGUCGACGGCCUACUCCUGUGGCCCCGAAAUCAUUCACAACGUACAAAGUUGGACGACUUUGAAGGAGAGAAUGGCGAGGUGAUCGAUGCAGAUAUGUACCUCUGGGACGGCGACCAUGACGCCGUGUCGAAGGAUGGCUGGGAUCUACAUACUUUCAUUCAAGAACGACUUGAUGAUUGGUUGGAACUGUUUGGUGGAAUGGAACUCGUAGGGGACGAUGACAAAGAUUAG
Guyanagaster necrorhizus is the source of this 447-nucleotide messenger RNA. RefSeq lists its product as uncharacterized. The transcript is spliced from 3 exons. The record is from RefSeq and is a predicted model, not a curated record. Lineage: Eukaryota; Fungi; Basidiomycota; Agaricomycetes; Agaricales; Physalacriaceae. The coding region runs from base 1 to 447 and encodes 148 amino acids.